AUGAUCGAUCUGAACGCUAGACAGUUCAGAGCAACUACUCCUUUGGAACAAAUCGCAAGGCUUGCCAAUAUUACUGUGAAAGACUUGCCCGUCGCCCGGGAGUCAAUCUCAAAGGAAGCUAAGGAUGAUGUUAUGGAAGGGAUGGAAACCUCAGAGCCAGUCGCAUCAGCUGUUCAGCAGCUCCAUCCAUCGUCACCAGAGGCCCCAGAGGACAUUGACGCAGAUAUUAUCGAGCCAAAGAAAGAGCAAGUUGAUGACGCAGAAGCAGCGGCUGUUCCACCUGUCCCAACAAAGUACAAUCAAUCCGGAUCUGAUAGAAUCCUCGAGUCUGCAGAGGCUGACCAGAACGACGAUAUCGAUAUGGAAGGUAGCGACAACCUGGACUUUAUCACCCCUGAACCCAAACCAAGCAUUGAGACGAUCACUCUUCCUUACCUUGCAAAGGCGCCUCUCACUCCGCUUUCAGAUCUCGGCGCUUUCCAUGAGAAUAUAGCGCGCCUGAAUGCCGCAAAACCAGCGUUGAUCAUGCACUACCAAGCGCAAGUAGAAGAGGAAAAGGUCUUGCAGAAAGAUCUGCACGAACAGUACCUCGAGAAGUAUCGCGCUUGGCGUCUCGAGACUCAGCUACUCGAUCGUGAAAGAACAAACAAAGAAUCUCAAGAAAGACAGAUGUCCGUCGAGCUUGGGCUUGAUAUUGAGUCAAGCCCCGUACUCGAGAAUCCAGUCUCUGAAACUCGCUCGAGAUUGCACAAGUUUAGCAGCGAAUAUGAUCUGAUACAAGCGCUGAAGCAAUCGGAGGAGACGGCCAGACUCGAACAGGAGAAGGUUGAACGCGAGUCCAGACGAGCCCAGAUCGAUCUCGAGAAAGAAGCCAUCCCGCCAGAGAUGUGGGAUCAAGCUUCGAAAGAAAAGAACAUCUUCAAGAACAUGAAUCGGUACCGGGAACCCAUCUGUCUCACAGAAAUUUACGGAUAUGAGCCAGAGUUCGACACCUUCACUGAGACUGAGCAUAAACGCUUUGUGGAGCUGUUCAAGGAAAGGCCGAAACAAUGGGGCGAGAUUGCUGCUCAGCUACCUGGACGAUCGUAUGCCGAUUGUAUUCAUCACUAUUACAAAUACAAGUGGGAUGGCCGCUUCAAGGAAAAGACUAAACGCAGAGGUAAAGGCGGCGCACGUCGUGGUGGCAAGGCUGGUCGUGCAGCAAGAGGCGCUCAACUAAUGUCCGAUAUGCCUAAGAGCCUGGGCGAGGACGACAGCUCUUCUGGACCCAUGCUUACCGAGACUGGAAGACCAAGACGCGCAGCAACACGUACAGCAUACACCACGGAGAAGGAUCCUCCUGAAGUCAAAACCCCUGCCGCUUCAACAACCACCAACAAGAAGAUGGCUGCAACCGGUGAGACCGGCUCCGAGAAACCAGCUAAGCGUCGCAAGACGACAGCUGCUGGGGACAAGCCUCAGAAGCGUGGGAGACAAACCCUGGCUUCGACUGGCAAUUCUGCCACAUCACCUGCUGUCGAGAAGGAGGUCACUCUCGGCCAGGAAGACUUCGCUCGCGCAAAGCAGUUGGAGGACGCCGCGCUUCUUACUGGAAUCUUCACUGGUACCAGGGCCAUAGGUGGAACUCAGCAUGUCGAGUAUACACAUGAACCACUUCAAGCUCAAGUCUCGAACGAUUCUGCAGAAAGAACUCGUGCACCUGCGCAGCCAUCAAUGCAAAGAUCUAGCGCAUCUAGCUACUGGUCUGUCCCGGAGCAAACGGACUUUGUCAAGUUUAUUGCACACUUCGGUACCGACUUCGGCGCCAUUGCCAAUCAUAUGGGCACAAAAACUCAGACAAUGGUCAAGAACUACUAUCAAAGACUUAUCGAAAGUGGCAAUCGUCCUGACGUUGUCGACGCUGCCAAUGUUGCAAAUGCUCGUCGCGACCGAGGUGAGGAUAUGGGCGUUCCACCAACACCAACGCCGAUCAACAAGAGACGCUAUGACAAUCCAGGACCGUCCCUGCCCAGAACAGCUUCUGGCUCCCAGGGUGAGGUUAUGGAUAUCGACCCUCUUCCGCCGACACAGCCCUCAACUCUCUCUCAACCUUCGUCACAAUUCCAGCAUCAGUACAGGUUUUCAAUGGCUACCCAGCCAACAUCUGCACCACCACCAAGAGCUGCUCCGACUCAACUCCAGCAGCAUGAGUCUCCUGCUCUGGGCAAAUCUGGUAUUCCUACUCAGCCGCGUACGAGCAUAUCAUCUGCUGGUCCAAAAAUGGGCUUUUUCUCCGAAUCUAGGAUGGAGCGACGACCAACUUUGCCUUCUGCUGAGCGUCCAGCUCAACUACCGUCGCCUUCUUUGAUGCACCAACAGCAGCCAACACCACCCGGUCUGAUGCAUCAAAACUUGUCACACCUGACCUCGGAGUUUGUCAAGAACCUCAAGGAGGAGCAAGAACGUGCCUUGUCGAUUCAGAAGCGAGCUUCUCAAGAGCAUGUACCACAAGUGGGUCAACAUCCAUUGUUCCAGCCUCUCGGUGGCCAGACCUCCGCGCCUGCUGGAUCGCCUCAAUUGUCAAUGUUGGACCGACCUCUGGAGCGAGAUGAGCGCUCUGGCACACCUGGAUUGCCAUCGCUCGCACAUCCCCGUGCUGGACCAGCGAUGUUCCGAAAUAUCUUGGGUUCUCCUGGACCCAUGCCAUCUCCGGCUGUGACUAUGCAUCCUCCUUUCAGAUCGCACGUGCCAUCACCGCCAAAGAGAGAAGAGCAACCCAUGUAUCGACCUGGCUCUGUUCCGGCACCAUCACCAGCUCCUUCGAUCGUCAAGCCUGCCAUGUCUUUGACCACAGGACCGCCGGCCGAACCUCGUAAGACGUCUAACUUGGCAUCGUUACUUAACUCCGAGCCAGAAGAGCCUCGCCAGAAGAAAAGAAUCAGCGACCAGCCUACGCCAUUUACUCAAUCGCCAACACCUUCGACACUGAGCGUCGCGCCUUCUGGACCAAGUUCAAGCAUUUUCCCUCCUCGAAGAGAGGUGUUCAAUCAGACACCUGUAUCUAGACAGGAGUAUGACGGUCGCUCAUCCUACCCUCAGCCAGCAUCCCAUGCGCCAACUCCAACAACUCAGCACGAACUCAUGACUGGUAGAUCGGGAACACCGGUCGGCUCAAGACAAGCUGAAUGGCAAUCACGUCCACCUAUCGGUCAAAGCCUGGCGUCCAGCUCGCCUCACCCUCCAGCUCCCCUCGAGCGUGACGUUAGACCAUACUUCUCGCAUCGUGCCAAUCUGGGUAGCCUGAACCCGCAGUCAAGGGCAAACCCGUCGCCGCCACCUAACACACAUCCUUACAUGGAUCAUUCUCGAACCCCAUCAAUUGGUGGUCGACCAAUGACGCCCAGUCAGCUGCAACCUCAGGGCCCAUCUGGCUUGUCGCACAUGGCUCAGGCACAAACAGCUCAGGCGCAGUCACAGAUGAUGCAAUCCAAUCCAUAUGCUCAGCCACAUAGCGGUCCUUCGCAUAUGCAGCAAAUGCAGACUCAUCAGCAAAACCAGUUCAGUCACCGCCACAAUAGUUCUGGAGGCUCGUCUCAUAGUGGACUGCACCAAAGACAACCUAGUCGUGGGGAAGAGAUGAGCAUGCUGAGACAACAACAGCAGCAACAGCAACAAGAAAGAGAGUACCACAUAAGUCGUGAACGCGAGCAUCGUAUGGAAGUGGACCGACAAUACAAGGAGCGACCGCCUCCUCAGAUGUUGUCCAUGCGCGAACAAGCACGUAUCGAGGCUGAUCAAAGCUAUCGUGACGCCAGGAACAGAGAGCAAUACGAACAAGAAAUGCAUAUGAGACGCAUGCAAGAAGACGAGGAAAGAAUGAGAUAUGAUUAUCGAGGCUCUAGUGGCAUGGCGGGUAGAUCUUCAGGAGGGGGAUAUGGUGGCUUCCCACCACCCGGCCCGCAUAGAAGAUGA
This is a messenger RNA of Aureobasidium melanogenum CBS 110374, 3951 nucleotides long. RefSeq lists its product as uncharacterized. The record is from RefSeq and is a predicted model, not a curated record. NCBI's taxonomy places the organism in Eukaryota, Fungi, Ascomycota, Dothideomycetes, Dothideales, Saccotheciaceae. Bases 1 to 3951 code for a protein of 1316 amino acids. Gene Ontology annotation, cellular component: Set3 complex. The transcript has 3 exons. Gene Ontology annotation, biological process: regulation of transcription by RNA polymerase II.